UAAGUAAAGUGUAAAUACACGUGAAUGGCAGCUUAUAGAGACCUCUCCGGUAACCAGUAUACAGGUACAACUGCUCUCCAGAAAUUGGAAGGUUUUGCUAGCCGGUUAUUUCAUAGACACUCUAAAGGUGCUGCACAUGAUCAGAAAACAGCUCUGGAAAAUGACAGCCUUCAUUUCUCUGAACAUACUGCCUUAUGGGACAGAUCAAUGAAAGAGUUUCUAGCCAAAGCCAAAGAAGACUUUUUAAAAAAGUGGGAAAAUCCUGCUCAGAAUAAUGCCGGCCUGGAGGAUUUUGAAAGGAAAAAAACCCUUGGAACAGGUUCCUUUGGAAGAGUCAUGUUGGUGAAACACAAAGCCACAGAGCAGUAUUACGCCAUGAAGAUCUUAGAUAAGCAGAAGGUUGUUAAACUGAAGCAGAUAGAGCAUACUUUGAAUGAGAAAAGAAUAUUGCAGGCAGUGAAUUUCCCUUUUCUUGUUCGACUGGAGUAUUCUUUUAAGGAUAAUUCUAAUUUAUAUAUGGUUAUGGAAUAUGUCCCUGGAGGUGAAAUGUUUUCACAUCUAAGAAGAAUUGGAAGGUUCAGUGAACCCCAUGCACGGUUCUAUGCAGCUCAGAUAGUGCUAACAUUCGAGUACCUCCACUCACUAGACCUCAUCUACAGAGAUCUGAAACCUGAAAAUCUCUUAAUUGACCACCAAGGUUAUAUCCAGGUCACAGACUUUGGAUUUGCCAAAAGAGUUAAAGGCAGAACUUGGACAUUGUGUGGCACUCCAGAAUAUCUGGCUCCAGAAAUAAUCCUCAGCAAGGGCUACAAUAAGGCAGUGGACUGGUGGGCAUUGGGGGUGCUAAUCUAUGAAAUGGCAGCUGGCUACCCCCCAUUCUUUGCAGACCAACCAAUUCAGAUUUAUGAAAAGAUUGUUUCUGGAAAGGUUCGAUUCCCGUCGCACUUCAGUUCCGACCUCAAGGACCUUCUGCGGAACCUGCUGCAGGUGGAUUUGACAAAGCGGUUUGGAAAUCUGAAGAACGGUGUGAGCGAUAUAAAGACUCACAAGUGGUUUGCCACAACAGAUUGGAUUGCUAUUUACCAGAGGAAGGUUGAAGCUCCAUUCAUACCAAAGUUCAGAGGCUCUGGAGAUACCAGCAACUUUGAUGACUAUGAAGAGGAAGAUAUCCGUGUCUCUAUAACAGAAAAGUGUGGGAAGGAAUUUAGUGAAUUUUAAAGAUGAGCUAGGAGACGACAUCAGAGCUCGCGCUCAGCCUUUGCACUCUGUCGGGAGGUAAGGGUGGAGCUGAGGCCGCCCUGCUGAAGCAGUUCCCCGGCUCCUCAUUCCCGCGGCUGAGCGAGGCCUUGGUGCGUCCCCUGUGUGUGCACUGCGCGUCCACCUGUGUAACCAGGCACCGCUCCGAAGCCGCCUGUGCCGUCCCGCGGGACGAGACGCGUCCCUGCUUCUCUUGGGUUCGUCUUGCCCCCUCCUCCUACAUCCGCCUCUUCCGUUUCAUUAGUUCUUCUCCUGGCAGCGCUCCGUUUCAUUUUGUUGGCGUUUCCGAUGGGCAGUGUUGUGGCUGCGUGAUACUCGAAGGGAAGGAUACCUGUUGCUGUUAGCAGUUCUUGUCAGUAUUUUUUGUUGGUCAAUGGCUUGAAGAUAUACUUUCUAAUAAUUAUUUUUACUUUGAGUAGCUCAGCCUCAGUUUUGCCAGAACUCUUGAUAAUUUUUGAGGAACGUUUUAUCACCAAGGAAAUGUAUACAAAUUAAAACAAUAACUUUCUUAAAACUCACUGUUCUGGCAAUAAAUUUGGAUAGAUUAAUAGAGCAGCUAGACCUAGCGAUGUGGAUUCCUGCAGAUCAGACAUUCUGUGUCCCCUCACCUCUUUUUUUAUGUCAUCCCCCCCUUGAGUAAUUAAGUGACCAGCCUGUGCAGCAUGACAGACGUGCCUCAUUCACAGGAAAAACUAAUGACAUGGAUUCUCCUCACCCAGAUCCUCUCCCUUGGUAUCAGCAUUUCUGUAGGUGUCAGAGAAGAGUCCUGAGAUUUCUAGACCUGGACUCUUCCGUGAGGGCUUUAGCCAGUAUUUUAAUAGAACGUGACUAAUGAAAGUGACAAAAUUUUAAGUUUCUCAAAUAAGUCCUCAUUGUAGACUUUUUAAAGAAAAAUAACUAAAAAGAAUAGUAAUGUGGACUUUACUAAAUCAAACAAACGGCUUAAUUUUUGUAAACACUAUAGACCUGCUCUUAUUUAAAUGAGGCUUUCCGGCCUUUCUUGCUUUGCUCUUUGUCUCAGUCAAGGACGAAGGCAGUUGCUCAGGCGAUUACUCCGAUGCAUUGUACUCGCCGGCCUGAGGUGGAGGCACUGUGGCAACCUUGGCUUGUGUGCUCUGCCUCAUCAGCGAGGAAAGGGACAACUUUGUAAAACAGCCACGGUUGUAUUUUAAUUUUGAGCAGUGCUAUUUUCAGAUAUGUAAUAAUCUCCAGCCUCUUUUCUUUCAGUAAACAGAAUGUGUGAUCAUGCAGAUACAAUUUUAGCAAUGGAGUUUAGGUUUUUUAAUAUACUCUUUUGCCAACUGACUUAAUGUUGUGGUCACGUGGAAAUUUCAAGCACUUUUGCACAUUUAGUUUAGCGUUUGUUAAGAAAUCCAUGGCUUAACUCAGUUUUUAAAAUAUUUUUUUCCUUUGCUUUUAAAUUUUCCACCUGGUUUUCUCUCUGUGUCAGUGACCUAUCUUAAAACAACACACCAAAAUAGCUGAAAAUAAACUGUGCUCAUUUUUUUAUGAUCAAUUUACAUGCAUAUAAGAGUUGUUUUUAAUCAAACUGAUCUUACUGUAUAUAAGCAUUCUAUUUGCUUCAUUUAUCGGUGCAGGUAGGUCGCUGACUCUCCUCCUUUUCAUCUCUCCCACACCUUGUAAAACCUUUGAAGACAUUGGAAAAGCCUGUCUGAGAUGUUCUCUGGAUCAAUCUGUACAUCUUUUGGUUGUCAAGUGUUUCUGCAUGGUUUUGUCAUUUAUAAGCUGAUAGUGAUUUCAGCUUUUGGUCCACCUGUAUUUAAAAUGUGCAAGAAAAAUAUGAACUACUUUGCUGUAGCAAGUUUAUAAUAAAAAUAUAGCAUCAUGUUAAUAAACUUAUAAAACAUCAUUUGUAUAAAAUAUUUUAAUUAGCUCUUUUGUAUUUCAUUUAGACCCAAGAACAUGCUGAUCAUUGUAUUCUAUAUGUAUGCUACAAAUUCUAUGGUGGCUUUGUUGUAUAUUAUUGUAAAAUUUAUUUUAAUAAAUCAUGGGGAUGACAAUUUGAUGAUUACAUUUUAGUUUUCAGUAAUUCAAAAGAUUUCUAUGAAUUCUAAAAAUAUUUUUUUUAGUGAAAUUGCUAGUGUCCAGCACUACUUGCUGUAGAAUCUAUCUGGGUAGAUGACCCAUAGGCACUACAUUAUUGGUUUUGAGAGCUAUUUAGCCAUUCCAUUUUACUCUGUUGAAAGGACAUGAGCAAGCUUUUAAAUAUAUCAAGGGAGUCUAUUUCCAACUUAUCAAGUACACGGAAUAUCUUAAAAUUAUACAAAGUUCUCAUUUUCUGCCACAGUUUAGCCAAGGACAAUAUGAAAAUUUGAAUAAAAAAUAAGGGGCAUAAAUCAGUACUUAACCUCAAAUUACAUUAUUUAAAACAGAAGAAAUUAUGUUUUUAUUUGGUAAAUAAUAAGUAGGUGGCAUGGGAGCCCUAGAAAUCAAGACACCUGUGUUUCAGGCCUGGUCCGUCAGCAUCAGCAUGACAUUGGCCUCAGUUCUCUCCGUAAAAUGGAAGAUUUCCAUUAGGCAGUUUCUAAGGUCCCUUCUAAUUUUCACAUGUUGUGAUAAGAUUCUUUUUAUGACAUUUUGAAGGAAUAACAUGGUUUGAAGUGAAUCUGGUUAAGGUGAUCUUUUAGGGUAUCUUAUCUCUUAUAGUGUUCUUGCAACUCUUUGAAUAUCAUGAGAACUUUGUGUCUAUUCAAAUUCUCUCUUCCUUCACUGAUGCUAAAUACCAAUUGAUAUCAAACUGUCAACCUACCAAAAAAAAGAUAUCGUGGCUUGUGGGUAUCGUUAUCAUGUUUUUAAUAUGUUUUCAUAUUGACUGCCCAUUGGCCUGAAAAUGCUCAUUGUAAGCUUGAAAAAAAUUUUUUUUCUUUCCCACUGAUUUCCCCCCCUGCUUAUUGUAAGAAUCAAAUGAAAUAAAGUAUGUGAAAGCACCUUGUAACCUGUAACCUAUCAAUGUAAAAUGUUAAGGUGUAUUGUUAUUUCAUCAUUUACUUCUUUGUUUAGAAUGGAAUUUCCUAUGCACUACUGUAGCUAGGAAAUGCUGAAAACAGCUGUGUUUUUUAAUUAAUCAAUGUAAAAUUAAAGUAUCUUCAAAGGAUAAAACAA
Messenger RNA from Miniopterus natalensis, 4380 nucleotides. It is a transcript of the gene PRKACB, whose product is annotated as protein kinase cAMP-activated catalytic subunit beta. The record is from RefSeq and is a predicted model, not a curated record. Gene Ontology annotation, molecular function: cAMP-dependent protein kinase activity; ATP binding. Gene Ontology annotation, biological process: protein phosphorylation. NCBI's taxonomy places the organism in Eukaryota, Metazoa, Chordata, Mammalia, Chiroptera, Miniopteridae. Gene Ontology annotation, cellular component: cAMP-dependent protein kinase complex; cytosol; nucleus.